CUCCUAUUAUCAGCUGCGGGACUCCCCCUUUCACUUCCUCCCCUCCCCCGACCUGCUCGAAGUAAAACGACCGUCCCUAGUGCUCCAACUUUCUUUGCCUCUGCAUCUCCUAAAGUCAUAGGAUGGCAGCAUUUCUGAAAUCCCUUCGGAAUCUGAAGAAUGAGAUUGUUCUAUUCUCUACCCCGUUACUUCUUCUCCCGCUGCCUUUAGUCAUUGGAACAAAGGAGGCAGCAUGUGCCUAUGUGAUCAUCCUGAUGGCAGUGUACUGGUGUACAGAGGCCUUACCGCUGGCUGUCACUGCCCUGCUCCCUGCUGUCCUCUUCCCCAUGUUUGGCAUCAUGCAGUCCAAAGAUGUGUGUAUGCAGUACCUGAAGGACACCAACAUGUUGUUUGUGGGAGGACUGAUGGUGGCGGUGGCAGUGGAGCACUGGAACUUGCACAAACGCAUUGCCCUCCGAGUGCUGCUCUUUGUAGGGGUGCGCCCCGCUCUUCUGAUGCUGGGCUUCAUGGGGGUGACAGCCUUCCUGUCCAUGUGGAUCAGUAACACAGCCACCACAGCCAUGAUGGUGCCCAUCGUCCAGGCUGUUCUGGAGCAGCUCAACAACUACACAGAGACUGAGAUGCCUGUGAACCUCAGUACUGAGGAGAACCCCCAACCUCAGGACCCCACUGACAGCAAACAGACGGAGAAACAGGCAGAGGGACAUGUUGUGGUGACCUGUUUAGACCCGUUUGUGGAGGCUAUCCGGCGUAAGGAGGCUGCAGACAAGAAGAAGAUGUGUAAGGGCAUGACGCUGUGUGUGUGCUACGCUGCCAGCAUCGGGGGCACUGCCACCCUCACAGGGACUGGCCCCAACCUGGUGCUCAAGGGACAGAUGAAUCAGCUGUUUCCUAACAAUGGCGAUGUCAUCAAUUUUGCGUCCUGGUUCGGCUUUGCUUUCCCCAACAUGAUUCUGAUGCUGACCCUGGCUUGGCUCUGGCUGCAGUUUGUCUUUAUGGGAUUCAAUUUUAAGAAGACGUGGGGCUGUGGGGCAGUGAAGACAGAGAAAGAGAUAGCUGUGUACAAUGUGAUCAAGGAGCAGCAUCGUCAGCUGGGCUCCAUGUCUUUUGGAGAGCUGAGUGUGCUGGGUCUGUUCAGUUGUCUGGUGGUUCUGUGGUUCACCAGAGAUCCUGGCUUCGUGGCAGGCUGGGCCACAUACAUCUUCAAUGCUGAUGCAGAAUAUGUAACUGAUGCCACAGUGGCAGUGUUCAUCGCUGUCCUUCUCUUCGUCCUGCCUUCCAAGCCCCCACGCUUCUGUUGCAGGAGGUCCCAAAGCUUUGACACUGAGCACCAACGCCCAGCUGACCCCACACCAGCUCUGCUGACCUGGAAGGUGGCCCAGAAGAAGUUACCCUGGAGCAUUGUUCUCCUCUUGGGGGGAGGGUUCGCCCUGGCCAAGGGCAGCGAGGAGUCAGGUCUGUCUAUGUGGAUGGGGGACCAGAUGACUCCCCUCCACACCAUCCCACCCUGGGCCAUCGCUAUCAUCCUGUGUCUGCUGAUCGCCAUCUUCACAGAGUGCACCAGUAAUGUGGCCACUGCCACUCUCUUCCUACCUGUCCUCGCCUCAAUGUCCCAGUCCAUUGGAAUGAAUCCUCUGUACGUCAUGGUGCCUUGUACUCUCAGUGCUUCCUUUGCCUUCAUGCUACCUGUGGCCACACCACCCAAUGCUAUCGUCUUCUCAUACGGCUACCUCAAGGUUUCUGACAUGGCUAGGACAGGUAUAGUGAUGAACAUCAUCGGCAUCCUGUGCAUCACUCUGGCCAUCAACAGCUGGGGCAGGGCCAUGUUCCACCUAGACACCUUCCCUACUUGGGCCAACACUACUGGUGUUUGAGGGCACCAAGGGGCCCCGGUCCACACCAUGAGGAAUGCACAUAGAGGGCCCCUAAUGUGCCAUGGACCUCUGGCGAGAAAGGCACCAACGUGACUGGUCGUGUUAGGUUGUUGGGAGAAAAGCCACAUAGCUUCCAUUACAAAGGACACUUGAAUCACCCUGUGGAAAGAGAGGAUGGAUGGAUGGAUGAGUGGGUGGGUGGGUGGAUUGGAGGAUGAGUUUAACUGGAGAGAAGAAUGAGGUUAAAAGUAGCACUGCUGUACUUUUAAUGCUGUGAUGUGUUAUACAGAGUAUGUUCAGUUCCAUUUAAAAUGCCCAAGUAUUAUCUCCAUCACAUUAUCAUGUUCUCAACUUCUCACUCUCAGAAGAAGGUUCUGUCUCAUAUUUGUUGGUCUGUUUAUAUCUCAAGACCCAUAGUUGAAAUCCAUUUGGGGUUUAAGAUUUUUGAUAAAAUGUUAAUUUGCACAAAACAGCUUCUGAACUAUGUUUCCAUGACCAAAUAAUGUCAUCUUCUCUGCUCUCUGCUCAUCUAUAGUCUUAUAUUAACUUGUUUUAAUUUUGCUCGUAAUCAAUGGUGAAACAUGGUGCAUUGUACUACCGACCCCAUUUGAACUUUGAAUACUGUAUGACUGUAUAACUUGAGAUCCCUCUGUACACACUUUUCUAAACUUGAAUCAUUGGGGCUGGAAAAUGCAAAACAUAUUGAAAACUCCGAUAUGUGAAUAUACUGUACGAUGGUUACUGUGUGCUGACACUUUGAUGUUUCUCCUUUGUUAUAACAGUAAUAUAAUAUGUAAUUCAAUACUUUUUAUUGAAUUAUUGGUAUAUUAUCUUGAUCAAAAGUUGUAUAUUUAUGAGAUGUAAUAUAGUUUAUAGUGUAUUGUAUAUGGUGCUUGCUAUUGCACCCUCUGAAAUGGACAACAUGUCAAAGGUAAUGUCUGGGCUGCUUGCAUGUACAGUCAGAGAUGGGCAAAAAUGACAAGAUACAAUUACAAAAUACAAUUACAGAAUACAAUUACAGAAUACAAUUACAAAAUACCAUAAAGAUCAAUGUAUCAAAAUAAACUACAAAAUACUUGUAUUUUGAAAUGUAUUUAAUUAAAUUACAUGUAUUUUGUAUUUUAAAAUACAGAAAUAGAUUUGCAAGUUGCUGGCCCGAACUGCAACAACAUUCUCAGUAACGGUUACAGAAAUGUUUUACUUGCUAUGACUGUGAUAUGUUGUUGUUUAUCUACCUUAGGUGAAUGCACUGACUGCAUAUGUGAAAAUGAACAUACCAAACUCAACUGCAAAGUACACUGUGUAUUAUUAUUGGCCUUGUUUCGGGGUCAUGUCUAGAUGGGAUACAGCUUAACCUAAUUUUCUAACCUGCUAAUAAGUUAAUUCUCCUAACCUACUGCGUAAGUCCUCCUAAACCUGCUAUGAAAAGUCCAUUUUGACAAAGCUGUGUCCCUUUUACACAAAACCUUUUUUUCGGGGCGAAGCUCAUUAGAAUAAUACUCUGCUUGCUUUGCAAUUGUCCAUUUUUACAUACACUUUUAUAUUUAGUUCAUUUAGCAGACCACACCAUAGUGCUGUUAGACUUCUGAUACCAAUGCAAGGUGAAAGGGAGCCACAAAAUGGUGAACCUCUAUACGAAAUGAAAAUACUAAUUACUGUACAGCUCUUGAAAGUAUCUUGUUACAAAAUGUAGUUCAGCCCAGUGUAAUACAAAUGACAAAAUACAUCUCUGUACAGUGUCUUAUAGGAAAAUAAAAAAUGUAUUCAUCUUAA
This is a messenger RNA of Salvelinus fontinalis (brook trout), 3647 nucleotides long. RefSeq names its product Na(+)/citrate cotransporter-like. Gene Ontology annotation, cellular component: membrane. NCBI's taxonomy places the organism in Eukaryota, Metazoa, Chordata, Actinopteri, Salmoniformes, Salmonidae. Gene Ontology annotation, molecular function: succinate transmembrane transporter activity; sodium:dicarboxylate symporter activity; citrate transmembrane transporter activity. Gene Ontology annotation, biological process: monoatomic anion transmembrane transport; citrate transport. The transcript has 12 exons. The record is from RefSeq and is a predicted model, not a curated record. The coding region runs from base 123 to 1874 and encodes 583 amino acids.